GAGGGGCCGGCGGGGGGGAGGACCAGGGCAGCCCGCCAGCCAGAGGAGCCUCGCCGGGGAAGGGAGCGCCACGCCGUCGCCGCUCCGCGAUUGCAAGUGCGCCGAGGCAGGGCAGCGAGUGCACGGCGUCCGCGGCCCCACUUUGCACCAGCAGGCAGGCGGGCGGGCGGCGGCGCUGCGGGGGCUUCACGCCUCGCGACCUUCGGGGGAGCCUUGCGUGCUGGGAGAUCUAUACAUAUCUAUCUAUCUAUAUUUUGCUUCCCUGGAGGCUUGUUGCCCAGCAGCACUGUGAAGGUCCAUCAUGUCUGACAGAAAGGCUGUGAUCAAGAAUGCGGACAUGUCCGAAGACAUGCAGCAGGAUGCCGUUGACUGUGCCACGCAGGCCAUGGAGAAGUACAAUAUAGAGAAGGACAUUGCGGCGUACAUUAAAAAGGAAUUUGACAAGAAAUACAACCCCACUUGGCACUGCAUCGUGGGCAGGAAUUUCGGCAGCUACGUAACGCACGAGACAAAGCACUUCAUCUAUUUCUACUUGGGCCAGGUCGCAAUCCUCCUCUUCAAGUCGGGGUAGGAGGCAGGUGGCGGUGAAGGGACACGGCGAGCGAGGGACCCGGACUGUGGUGUUCUGAAGGCAGGGAGUGCGCAGGCUUCCUCUACCAUGGCUGUGCCGCUGCAUGGACUGUAUACUAUAUUUAAUGUGUAUAUGUUGCAGUAAUACACCUAAAUUCUCUUUUGGUUGCCUGGGAGAUGAAAGGCAGCAUCGUUUUUUUCUAAAAAAAAAAUAAUUUCUUGGGUUACUGCUCUUUUUUCUUUUUUGUUCCUUUGCACUAGGGAAAACUGUAAAUGCUUCAACAAUGGCCUUUAAGUGGGGGGGAAAGAAAUAAACUUUAAUUCCACAAAGUCAUCUCUUGGUGGUGUUAAUGUUUCUCAAAGCCAAGCUUAAGCAGACCAAAAAAAGUUCUUGUGAGGGGCUGAACUGGACUGAGGCAUCCACCAACGGUUUCUUUUGUUGAGCCACUGACGACUGUGUGACGUUCCUGCUGUCCGUAGUGAAAAGGGAUGGUGGGUGGGGAGGGGCUCCCGGCCUGAAUUGGCUUUGCAACACACGGUAUUGCCUCCAGCGCAAAUCUGGAACAAAGCUCGUAUUUAAUCCUAAUGUUCAGGCUUCAAAGUAGAUUAGUCCUGGCCGCAGACAAAUCCUUACACCCCCAUCCAUACCCCACACUAGGGGCAUCUGGCCAAGGUCCUGAGGCCCAUGAUGCCCAUGCCCAUGUGGGGCAGCUGCUGUUGGCCUCUUUCUCUCUCCAUCCCUGAUUGAGUCAACGUUGCCUUAUUGCAGCUUACUUCCGACAACUGUUGUGUGGGAAGAUCUGUCAAAAAUUGGUGGCUUGAUGUUGUGUAGGUGCAUCGUGGGUUUUUUUUGUGUGGUUUUUUUUGGAGGGGGGGAGGCAAUUGUUUGGUAGAGGCCAAUUCAAAAUCUCCCUCUUCCCUCCCCCCCACCCUAACAGAAGCCUGCAGAAGCAGAUAAAGCCAGUAGCAAAACUUCCAUUGCAGCAGAAAACAUGCCUGCUUCUGAAGCCGAGGAACCGUCGUCUCCUGCAGGCUUCAUUGGUGUCAUCCCUGAUGUGUAGUUGAAACUCUGUUCUAUUGCUAAGAUGUCCAAUUGGCUGUCUCUAUUGUUUUUUCUUUGUGCGUUCAUCCUUGAAAUACAUAUUGCAGUGAUAGCUUUAGCAAAAUUUGGGUGCUUUUGCUGUCAGGAGCCUAUACAUUAAAAUUGGGUAGAUUUUCCCCCCCUAAACUUGGGUGUUAGAGGAGCAGUGAAGAAAAACUUAUCUGCAAGUUAGUACCGACUCCAGGACACAGAUAUGAAAAUUGUCUCCAUCUGUGCUUGUAUAUCAUUCCUUGGGGGGGGGGGGGUGACAAUUUUCAUUUGGCUGUGAAACCAGGGAAGACCCAAGCUGUCAAUCUCUGAUGAACAGAAGUUCUCCUUGUGUCUGUGCAAAAUCCGAAGUAUGCCUCAUACUUUGUACAAAAUCUCAGUCAAACCACCUUGUUAAAAAAAA
Gekko japonicus is the source of this 2063-nucleotide messenger RNA. RefSeq names its product dynein, light chain, LC8-type 2 (gene DYNLL2). Gene Ontology annotation, cellular component: cytoplasmic dynein complex. Lineage: Eukaryota; Metazoa; Chordata; Lepidosauria; Squamata; Gekkonidae. Bases 302 to 571 code for a protein of 89 amino acids. The record is from RefSeq and is a predicted model, not a curated record. Gene Ontology annotation, biological process: cilium assembly; microtubule-based process. Gene Ontology annotation, molecular function: dynein intermediate chain binding; dynein light intermediate chain binding. The transcript is spliced from 3 exons.